GUGGAAGGCCGGGCGGCAGCGAAUUGCUUCCCACCUUAAAAGCGCCACUCUCGGUGAUGUCACGUCGGAAAUUUACCAAAGCAAGAACUAGCCAACUGUGCCGAGAGAUCCAGCCCCUUGACUGGCUGAUUGGGCGGGCAGCACUGACGUGCACUGACGCUUGGAGACUUGAGGUGCAUGUUGGCUGUGCAAAAGCGAGCCCACAUAAACAAAGGCACAUUGGAGGGAAGGGCCAGUCUGUCCAGCUUGCUCGCCCGCGCUUUGCUCGCACGGCACUUCCUGGAGAGAGAGAGCGUGUGGCGGCGUGCUCGCGUGUAUAUAUGUGCGUGGCGCGCGCCCGCGUGUGUGUGUGAGAGAGAGAGACAGACCAGACCAGACCUAGCGAAAGGGAAGAAUAAACAGCGAGGGCUCUCUCGGCUUUCUCCGUUCCCUCGCCGAUCCGCCCCUGGGAAACUGAGCUACCAACAGUUGAAUGAAUGAAAGAGACACCGCCUAACAAAGAGCAUCCAGGGCAGUCUGGAGUCCGCAGUGCUUUGCUCAACUCUUGGCAACUGGUCCCUCCGCUGAAUCCUGACGCUGUCCGCCUUUAACCCCCCCGAAAACGCCUCUCACUUGGCCGAAGCCAUGCCCUGCGUCCAGGCUCAGUACGGGUCCUCGCCGCAAGGAGCCAGCCCGGCCACGCAGAGCUACGCUUACCACCACUCGGCGGCUGCCGGGGAGUACAGCUCGGACUUCUUAACGCCCGAGUUUGUGAAGUUUAGCAUGGACCUGACCAACACUGAAAUCACUGCCACCACUUCUCUCCCCAGCUUCAGUACCUUUAUGGACAACUACGGCGCCGCCGCCGCCGCCGCCGCCGCGGGCUACGACGUCAAGCCGCCCUGCCUGUAUCAAAUGCCCUCGCAGCCACCCCCACCGCCGCCCCCGCCGCCGCCCUCCAUCAAGGUCGAGGAGCUGCCCCUGCACGGCCACGCGCACGGCUACCCCCCGCCGCCCCAGCCGCCGCCGCCCCAGCCGCAGCCCCCGGCCGGCGGGCCCCAGCAGCCCGAGGAGCUGGCCGUCUACUACAAGCCCUGCUCCUCGCCGCCCACCCCGGCCGCACCGGGCUUCGCUCCCGGGCAGAGCGUCUGGGACGAGGCGGGGCCCCUGCACGGCUUCCACCACCACCACCACCACCAUCACCACCAUGCUCAGGCCUACGGCGGGACCGCGGCGGGCGGAGGCAGCGGCGUCCACAAGGCGGCCCCGCCGGCCGUGCCCCGCCUUUCCCUCUUCUCCUUCAAGCAAUCGCCGCCGGGCACGCCGGUGGGCAGCUGCCAGAUGCGCUUCGACGGGCCCCUCCACGCCCUGCCGCUCAACGGCGAGCCCUCCGCCCACGGGCCCGGCGCCCACCACCACCACCACCACCACCACCACCACGACGGGCAGCCCUUCGCCCUGCCCAACCCCAUCCGCAAGCAGGCCGCCGCCGCCGUCGGCUUCCCGGGGCUGCAGAUCGGGCACCCCUCGCAGCUCCUCGACGCCCAGGUGCCCUCGCCGCCCUCUCGGGGCUCGCCCUCCAACGAGGGGCUGUGCGCCGUCUGCGGGGACAACGCCGCCUGCCAGCACUAUGGCGUGCGCACCUGCGAGGGCUGCAAAGGCUUCUUCAAGCGCACCGUCCAGAAAAACGCCAAGUACGUUUGCCUAGCGAAUAAAAACUGCCCCGUGGACAAACGCCGCCGGAAUCGGUGCCAGUACUGUCGUUUUCAGAAGUGCCUCGCAGUCGGCAUGGUCAAAGAAGUGGUCCGCACAGACAGUUUAAAAGGCCGAAGGGGUCGCUUGCCAUCGAAACCGAAGAGCCCCCAGGAGCCCUCUCCCCCCUCACCCCCGGUGAGUCUGAUCAGUGCCCUGGUGAGAGCCCAUGUCGACUCCAACCCGGCUAUGACCAGCCUGGACUAUUCCAGGUUCCAGGCUAACCCGGACUAUCAGAUGAGCGGCGACGACACACAACACAUCCAGCAGUUCUACGAUCUCUUGACCGGCUCCAUGGAAAUAAUCCGGGGCUGGGCGGAAAAGAUCCCCGGUUUCACCGAUCUCCCCAAACAGGACCAGGACCUGCUCUUCGAAUCCGCUUUCUUGGAGCUCUUCGUCCUGCGGCUGGCCUACAGAUCCAACCCGGUGGAAGGCAAGCUGAUCUUCUGCAACGGCGUGGUCCUGCACCGGCUGCAGUGCGUCCGUGGCUUCGGCGAAUGGAUCGACUCCAUCGUGGAGUUCUCUUCCAACCUCCAAAAUAUGAACAUCGACAUCUCUGCCUUCUCCUGCAUCGCUGCCCUGGCCAUGGUGACGGAGAGGCACGGCCUGAAGGAGCCCAAAAGGGUGGAAGAACUUCAGAACAAGAUUGUCAAUUGUCUUAAGGACCACGUGACUUUCAACAACGGCGGCUUGAACCGGCCCAAUUACUUGUCCAAACUCCUGGGCAAGCUUCCGGAACUGAGCACGCUCUGCACGCAAGGCCUCCAGCGCAUUUUCUACUUGAAAUUGGAAGACUUGGUGCCACCGCCAGCAAUAAUUGACAAACUUUUCCUGGACACGUUACCUUUCUAAAGAAGAGUGACAGAGACAGAGAGAGGGAGAGAGAGGGGGGCUCUUCUUUGCUGCUGAACUUUCAGAAUGAAGAACUUUCCAACCUUCGAAGAGCGGAGGGAAAAGCAAGCAAGAAACAAAGCAGAUCCAGGAGCCUGAAGGAGAGACCGAGCGAGAGCGAGAGCGAGAGCACUCCUGGUUAGCAAGGAGCACCUUUGGGUGCUGCUGCGCUCCCAUCCCUUCAAAACUGUGGCUAGCCUCUCUGCCGAACGGUGACUGGACAUUGGGGGCUCUCUAGGGGCAUGCCGGCUUGCGUUCCUUGGACUACACACAGAUCCCAUGGUACAAGCUUUUUAUUAUCGCCCAAACAAACAAACACAGUAUCCUUCACACACGCCCCUCUCCCCAGAUCAAAAGGGGGGGAAACCCCAGAGUUUAUUACUAUGAGGAUGAUUAUGAUAACGAUGAUCAAGGACUUUUGAGUUAAGGAUGCUGAGCCUGGCUCAGUCUUAGCUGCUGCUGAAGGCAAGAGUAUUAAGGUGGGCUACACCCGCCUCCCCCUUUACGAAGACUUUACAAAAGUGUUUUCCGCUGUAAAGGAAAGCUGUAAUAUAUAGAGGACAAAGUUAAGGUGGGGGGAGGGAGAGGGGGUGGCAUGAAUCGUCAGAAGGCAAAGGAUUGUACAUUUUAUCAGAUGCAGUCCGGCUUUUUUCCCCUUUCCCUUUUCUUUUUUUAAAUCUGUGCCUAUUUAUGAAUAAGCUAUUCAAACAGUUUCUAACAAACAAAAACCUUUAAAAAGUGAGGGACAGAAAAGAAUCACGAGAGUAAGUCGAAGGGGGUUGAACAACAAAAAAGUUGACGAUUCAAGCAAGAGGAAGCAGGACUAUUAGGAGGACAAUGUUAUUAUUAUAGGCACUUGCUAUUUCAGUAAUGUCUAUAUUCUAUAAAUAGUAAUUUCAGACACUAUGUAGUCUGCUAGAUUUUAUAAAGAUUGGUAGUUCUCUAAGAAGCCUCGAAUGUUUUUCUCAAUUGUAAAAUAGGUGGGGACAAGUGUGACACAAAUCCAAACAGACUCUCCCCCCCCCACCUCCCCACUUUCCGGAAAAUCUUCUGAAAGGGACCCAUAUUCCCAUGUUUGUAAACACCGUCCAGCAUUCCUUGUUUGUAAGUGUCGUAUGUACUGUUGAUGCUGAUUAAAAGAAAACAGUUUAUAUCUUGAUUAAUUUGGUUGUCUGAAGCGAAGCCAGUCUUGCAUGCACAAGCGUUUUGACCGUUGCCAGAGUGCUUAUAUCUCAUAUACAGAACUUCCUUGAAAUUACUGAGCACUUUGAAAUUUUAUUUUGAGGGUGUUUUGGUUUUGGGGGGUGGGGAAUAUUUUUCUUUUUGAAAAACAAAUGUCUAAAAUUGUCGGUUAAUAAAUUAUUUUAUGUUUCAGUAUGAAAGUUUUUUAUGUGUGCCAUAUUCUGUAGUAUAUUUUUUUUCUUUGUAUAUUUCCAGGAUGGCACUUUCUUAAGUCACUGCCUCCUCUCCACCCUACAACCCCUUCCUUAUGGUGUACUGCAGUUAGCCUCGGACAGU
Rhineura floridana is the source of this 4140-nucleotide messenger RNA. It is a transcript of the gene NR4A2, whose product is annotated as nuclear receptor subfamily 4 group A member 2. The record is from RefSeq and is a predicted model, not a curated record. NCBI's taxonomy places the organism in Eukaryota, Metazoa, Chordata, Lepidosauria, Squamata, Rhineuridae. Gene Ontology annotation, cellular component: nucleus; transcription regulator complex. Bases 625 to 2583 code for a protein of 652 amino acids. Gene Ontology annotation, molecular function: RNA polymerase II cis-regulatory region sequence-specific DNA binding; zinc ion binding; nuclear receptor activity. The transcript is spliced from 8 exons. Gene Ontology annotation, biological process: cellular response to corticotropin-releasing hormone stimulus; regulation of transcription by RNA polymerase II; central nervous system neuron differentiation.